This is a messenger RNA of Acanthopagrus latus (yellowfin seabream), 3975 nucleotides long. RefSeq names its product Enah/Vasp-like a (gene evla). Bases 504 to 1979 code for a protein of 491 amino acids. Gene Ontology annotation, cellular component: cytoskeleton. Gene Ontology annotation, molecular function: SH3 domain binding; actin binding; profilin binding. Gene Ontology annotation, biological process: protein homotetramerization; positive regulation of actin filament polymerization; actin polymerization or depolymerization. NCBI's taxonomy places the organism in Eukaryota, Metazoa, Chordata, Actinopteri, Spariformes, Sparidae. The transcript has 6 exons. The record is from RefSeq and is a predicted model, not a curated record.
UGGGAGGGGGGCGCGUCAGUGGGCUGCAUGUGUGCGUCUUGGCCGCAGAUGGGCAGCAUCGAGCCGGUCUGUCCCCCCCGCCUCUCUCCCUCCCCUCCUCCUUCGCACGCAGCAGGCUAUUAGCAUUUUCCCCCAAACCCGCUGCACCUCACCAAAACACUCCGAAUGGGAAGAAAAUAUGGCUUGAAGGAGGCGGCGGCUGACGACCAGCGUUCACCGUCUUGCACCGAGCGCGAUAACCGGCUGAACAUGGACUUAAGGACGGGCGGCAGCGCGUGUGGAGAGCAGAGACAACGGAGCACAAAGCGGAUGGGAGACAACGCUCGUGUUCUCGCCUAACAACACGACUCACCAUCACCAUCAGCAGCCUGUGAUAUCGCCACAAAGGACAGCUGACUCGAGCCUCCCAGACUGUAAAUACAGACUAAUACAUAAGCGGGACCGGUGGUCCCAUUCAUCAGCCUCAUCAGUGCCAUCAUCUCCGGCUGGAUAGAGACGAGAAAAUGAGUGAACAGAGUAUCUGCCAGGCGCGGGCCUCGGUGAUGGUCUACGACGAUGCCAGUAAGAAGUGGGUGCCCAUCAAGCCUGGGCAGCAGGGCUUCAGCCGCAUCAACAUCUACCACAACACUGCCAACAACACCUUCAGAGUGGUGGGCGUCAAACUGCAGGACCAGCAGGUGGUGAUCAACUACUCCAUAGUGAAGGGCCUGAAGUACAAUCAGGCCACCCCAACCUUCCAUCAGUGGCGUGACGCCCGGCAGGUCUAUGGGCUGAACUUUGCCAGUAAGGAGGAGGCCACCACCUUCUCCAACGCCAUGCUGUUCGCCCUCAAUGUCCUCAGCUCACCUGACAGUGGAGGUCCAGUCGUCCAGCGCCAAAAUGGGCCCUCUUCAGAGGAAAGCGAGGCGCAGAGGAGGAUGAUGGAGCAGCAUCAGAUGGUGCACAAGGAGAGGGAGCGACGAACAUCAGGAUCAGUCGUUUCCACUCUCCAAUAUAAAGUCUCCACCCCUCCCAUCCACCCAGACACUCCUCCUGAGUACAGACAGUACAGGGCUAGCACACUGCCACCCUCCUACGUCCGCGUGGCCUCCUCCUCUCCUCCCUCCUCCGCCUCCUCCUCUCCCUCUCAGGAGAAAGAGGCGGGGGCUGCUAGGGACAAGGCCCAGCUCUCCUCCCAGCUCUCCACCUCGCUCGCCUCAGCCUUUUCCCCAGUCCAGGCAGGAGUGACCACCCAGGGCCGACAGGUCCGUCAGAUCCCCCUGUCACCUCCCACAGCAGCCCGCCACCUCCACCUUCAGCAGCAGCUCCAGCAACAAGACAUCAUGCUCCCCCCUAAACACGGCACCUGGUCUGCCUCACAUUUGCAACAAAUGUACGCCCAGUAUCCCCAGUCUGCCUCCCCUCCCGUUAUGAUGGCUAUGCCCGUGAGGCAGGGUAUGCCCCCGCAGCCUGUCCUCCCGAUGGCUCACCCCCUUCCUCCCUUAAACGCUAGAAUGAAGCCCCCACCUCUUGACCCCAGCACAGUGACAGGCCCUCACCAGUAUCCCCCGCACCAGCCCCACCCUCACUCCAACGGCCAGCCAGACGACUCCUACUCUCCUCACUCGCAGCAUCUGCCACUCACCCCGCAGUACUGCGAGGCCGUCCCCCUGCCUCCCCUAACUGCCCCAGGCCCCACCCCCAGCCAGCAGCCCCCAUACGCAUCCACCUUCCACCCUCAGCAGCAACAGCAUCCGCAACAACAGCAACAUCAGCAGCAGCAGAUGUACUACCAGCAGGCCCAGCCCCCCACCACCACUUCCUCCUCCUCCUCCUCACCCCCCUCUUACACUGCCAUGUCUGACGGGGGCUCGCCCAAGAAGACCCCCUCCCCCGUCCCCCAGCAGGCCCCCAUGGCCAGCAGCAGUAAGUAUGAGGAGGAGAGAGGAGGAGGUAGUCUCUCAGCAGAGGGAUGUUAUGUGUACACUGUGUCUGCGUGAGUGUGUGAGUGUUAAUAUAUGUGUGCAAAUGUGUGUGAACGCCCCUCACAUAUAAUGUUACACAUGAAAAACAGACGUGUCGUAAGCCCACAAUAACGACAGGGUGAGCACAUGAAGUUUUGUGACUGAAGUGUAAUUUUCUUCAAAAAUUUCUUCUUUAUCUAAUUUGAACAAAAAAAAAAACAUGUUGGAAGCGUAGAACUCAUUCUACCAUUUCAGCACACAGCACUCUACCAGUGCAGCAGGACAAUCGGCCUUUGACUUGUCGCAGCAGGAAGUGCACCAAGGUUGCUGAUAACAUUAGCCACGACUUUGUUUAAUUUCAGUGUUGCAGAAAGAUGUGACAGAGUGACACUUAACCGACAUGGCCCUUCAACUGAAGCAGCCAAACAGACAUCAGUAGUUUCAUUAUGUAUGCCUGUGCUUCUCCUACUGUGACUCGUCAAAAUGUCUCCUAUGCAAAUAGCCUAAAACACUAAAUGUACAAGCAGGUAACCAAGGAGUUCUUAUAACCCAGUAACCCAAAUGUCACACUGCUGUCUACCUGGUUGCAAGUCCCUUAAAACAUAGAGAAUCUGAAAAAUUGUUAGUGUUUCACUGCUUCCUGGUUUACCUACAACUGAAAAGACAAUAGUGAUAUUCAGGAAGGACACUGAGCCAAAUUUUAACGUAAAACAACAUAUUUGAUUGCCUCUUACCUCACGUUAGACAACAGCUAAUGUUAGCAUUCAACCACUUCCUGGAAAAAAAAACACAAACCUGGAAGCAAAAUGCACUGAAUGUCAUUGAACAGUAAUGCUAAUGAGUAUAUGGUGGACUACAUACGUAAGUAUAUUAUAUGCUGUCUUGAACUAUGACCAAAUGUCCUCCAGAAUUUCAUUAUUCAACAUCUUCUCAGUUGAUCAAACAGGAUGUAGUGAAAUUGUAACAAACUGUGAGUCUCCUGGUUAUUAUAUGAACCUGGAGCAUGACAGCAUGACAUUGUGUCAGCAUUUGAGCUUUCUAUCCUUAGUCUGCCUGAGAAAAAUGGUCGCCGAGUGAAUAUGUGCCAUCAGUCGCAAACAACGGCAAGUAAAUAACUGCGAUUAGAAAUAUCCACAAUUUAUGCACUGUUCACCUGAUGGAUGCAAACACCCUCAAAUUAAAGCCCAAAGUCAGCAUUUAUAUUACAUCUCAGUCAUUAUUUCAAGUCAAAUCACUAUUCUCAAACUCAAAUAUGAGAUAGACCUUUUUUUACAUCGGCCUGACCAGGAUUUUGCUAAAUUUCCAUGAAUUUUAAGGAUAACUGCACUCGUAUUAACACUGCUGGAGUCAUUAUUGACACUUUAAAAACAAAUAAUACAGCAGAACCAGAUAUCACCAUUUUUAUCCCAUGCAUUCUUCUUCCUUUUAAAACCUGGCGCCUACAUAACCCACAAUGCAACUCACCCACGGAGUGACAUCACUGGAGGUGAUUUUUAAGAUUAUAUUUAGCUUCCUCUGGAGCCAAAAAAAGGCUUCAUACUACUCACAGAAGCAGCAGCGCUCCCAGAGACCCAUAAACACACUUUGAUGUGUAAAAUUCCUGAAAUUAUCCCUUGAAUAUGUAGGAUAAGGAUAAGGAUAAUAUGCAGGUUUAAGCAGUUUGUUGCUUUAAGGCGUCUUGGUUGUUUGAGUUUCCCACAUGCAAUUACAGAAUCACCGGCAAGCUAGAAUUCUUAAACUGCCCCCAUUUGAAUUUUUUUUUUACCAUGAGACAUUAAUAUUACUUUCAUGCUGCACUAAAAUGAAUUAAAAAUCAAUGAAUGCCUGUAAAGUAGAAAAUAUCAAAACCUUAGCUUAUCCAGUAUACUCACCAUAUAUCCAAUAUCCUUCUCAACAUGAAAACAUGUGGCCCAGCAGCCAGCAGUCGUGCAAGUAGAAAUUAUUAGUGCACAUCAUUCCUCAGACGGUCUCCCCACAACCUUCCAAGGGGCACAAAAGGUAAAUGAACCUGUGCAGCCAUUAACCAGUAUCG